AUGAAAGAAGAUAAUUUUAUUGUGGACUCAAGGACGACAAAGACAUGUGUAACAGAUAAAGGAAAAGGCACUGGUUUGGGGUGCCAGAAUCGCCUAGAUGUGUACGCUCCUCGUCCUCGGACCAUUCACCCCUUCACCCAGAUCACUUAUUCUUACACUCCACAAUCCACAAAAAAUUCCCACAAUGAGACCCCAAACCUUCGAUUCCUUACCUUUGUCAUCUUCAAUUCACUUGUCCUCCGAGUUGACUCAACUCAGCCACCAUUCUCAUGCGACUCUAGUUUCAGUGGUACUAUUAAGAGUGCCACUAGUUUCCCCCAAGUUAUUCUAACUGCUGCUUCUUUUGAUGCCAACCAAUGGUAUCGCAUUGGUCAGGCGAUUGGAAAAGAGGCUAGAGCACUGUACAGUGCAGGGAAAGCUACUGGGAUGACAUUCUGGGCACCAAAUAUUAACAUAUUCAGGGAACCAAGAUGGGGGAAGAGGGCAAGAAACACCAGGAGAGGAUCCAUUGAUGAUAGGGAAAUAUGUAACGUCAUAUGUGAGAAGGCUUCGAGGGGAUCCCAGACACGUAUCAACCACCAUUCAAAAGCUGUGUUGAAAGAAGGGAGAACCAGUGGGCUGAUGUCUGGUUACAAUAGAGUUAACGGUGUCCCUAGCUCUGCGGAUUUCAAUCUCCUUUCUAAAUCUGCUAGAGCCCAAUGGGGUUUUGAUGGGUAUAUCACAUCAGACUAUGAUGCGGUUUCCAUCAUCAAUGAUGCUCAAGGAUAUGCCAAAUCACGAGAAGAUGCUGUAUUUGAUAACAGGAAGCCAUUGUUUCUGCGUUUAGCUAAUGGUGAACUGCUUGUUGCAAUGCAGCCCGGGCGCACAUACAGAUUCUACAAAGGCCAAACCGUUUUUGAGUUUGGUUAUGGCCUCAGCUACUCAAAAUAUUCUUAUGAACUUACAGCUGUCUCUCAAAACAAAUUCUACUUGAAUCGGUCUUCAACAAUGCAUGAAAUCAACAACUUUGGCUCGGUUCGUUUCACAUUGCUUUCUGAGUUGGGAAUAGAAUUCUGUGAGCAGAACAAAUUCCCUGUUAGAAUUGGAAUAAAGAACCACGGAGAGAUAGCAGGCAAGCAUCCAGUUUUACUAUUUGCGAGGCAGACAAAACAUGGAAAUGGUAGGCCAAGGAAACAGUUGAUUGGAUUCCAGAGUGUGAUACUAAGUGCAGGGGAAAGAGCAGAAAUUGACUUUGAAGUGAGCCCUUGUGAACACCGUAGUAGAGCUAGUGAAGAUGAUUUGAUGGUGAUGGAAGAAGGAACACAUUUCUUAGUUGUAGAAGGUCAAGAUUACCCAAUUUCCGUUGUAGUUUGA
This is a messenger RNA of Dovyalis caffra, 1353 nucleotides long. The record is from the annotation of a GenBank genome assembly. Lineage: Eukaryota; Viridiplantae; Streptophyta; Magnoliopsida; Malpighiales; Salicaceae.